AUGGGUGAGGCAGAGGCGAUCUCAAUGCACCAGCCCCUUUACCCCACUGUCUCUUGGCUUGCCAGCAGCUGCACCGAACAGUUCCUGAGCAUGGGGUGUCUGGAUUGCCUGCCUCCCCCAUGCUGGUGUUGGUGCCGCUGCACAAGCCUCCCACGAACCUCCAAAAAAGAGGGAAAAAGCAAAGCAGCUGGCUGCGGAGCUGCCGGCUUCGGGGAAGCAGCCCAACAAGCAGAAGCGCUGCACACAGAAAGAGAAGGGCAAAAGAGGUAUUUGCGCUGCCCCAAGGGGCCAGCGGGUUGCAGAGACAAAGGCGAGCUCCAGGGUGGCAGUGGCGCUCUGGGAGGGAGAGCAGAUGUCUUGGGGAUGCACAUGUGGUGCUGCUGCCACUGCCACUCUCAGCCCCAGUGCAGUGGCUGCAUCUCCCCCAAGGGCCGGCUGCCCACCCACUGGCCGGCCCAACCUAGAAGCAGCAUGUCUCCCAUCAAGAGCUGGAUGUGGGACCCAACCUCGGAAGGCAAGCGGGCAUGGGGGACCGCUGGGAAGGCUGCGUGGAAGCUUCACCCUUUCCUGUACAUCUCCCAAUAUUGCAAUAAUUCCAUGGAGGGAGUCUAUUUGGAUGAGAAAGGGGACCUGGCAGUUGACUUUGACAUCGUGUUCUGGGAGACGUUUCCCAAUUGGACUUGUAACAAAGUGAAGGUUGGGAGCUUGGAAAGAACAGGACUCUCAGAAGAUAAAUUCAAGCUCACAGUGGACCAGACUGCAAUUAGAAGAGCCGUGCAGCCCCUGCCAACGUCUCGGUGUGUGGAUAGUUGCCUGCCUGGAUUUGUCAGGCGGCUGGACCCCAUGAAGCCAAUUUGCUGUUACAAUUGUGUUCCUUGCGCAGAAGGGACCGUCUCUACCCAGGAAGAUGCCAAACACUGUGUGAGAUGCCCAGAAGAUCAGCACCCCAACAAUAACCGAGAUCAGUGUAUUCCUAAGGUGAUAACUUUCCUAUCCUACUCAGACAAUCUGGGCAUCAUCCUUACUUCCUUCACUCUACUUUUCUCUUUGAGCACCAGCUUUGUUUUAAGCAUCUUUCUUAAGCAUCUGGAAACUCCAGUAGUUAAAGCCAACAACCGGGACCUGUCUUACCUGCUCCUCAUUUCCCUCCUGCUGUCCUUCUUGUCUUCCUUCCUCUUCAUUGGCCAGCCAAGGAGAGCCACCUGCCUCUUGAGACAAUCAGCCUUCAGCAUCAUUUUCUCAGUGGCUGUCUCUUCUCUCUUGGCCAAAACCAUCAUGGUGGUGCUGGCCUUCCUAGCCACCAAGCCAGGAAACAGUGUGAGGAAAUGGCUGGGGAAGGUUUUGGGAAAUUCCAUUGUUUCUUCUUGCUCUGUUGUCCAAGUUACGAUCUGUGCCAUCUGGCUGAGCACCUCUCCUCCAUUUCCUGAUUCGGAUAUGCAUUCCCAGGCAGGAGAGAUUGUCCUGCAGUGCAAUGAAGGCUCAGUUGCCAUGUUUUACAUUGCUCUCUGCUACAUGGGUUUCCUGGCAGCUGUCUGCUUGGUGGUAGCUUUCCUGGCCCGGAGGUUGCCUGGGGCCUUCAAUGAAGCCAAGCUGAUCACCUUCAGCAUGCUUGUUUUCUGUAGUGUUUGGAUCUCUUUUGUGCCCACCUACCUGAGCACCAAGGGCAAGUACAUGAUAGCCGUGCAGGUUUUCUCCAUCUUGGCCUCCAGUGCUGGACUGCUGAGCUGCAUCUUUUUCCCCAAGUGCUACAUUAUCCUUUUUCGACCUGAUUUGAAUAAAAAGGAGCAGCUCACCCUGAAAAACAAAACAGAAAUGUGAUUUUAAAUGUGAUUGCAUAAUUUAGCAAGCAAAGGGACCCAAUUUGAUUAUCUUGGUUCCCCAAAACAAAUGUUUAGUUUAAACACGGUAAUUUCUUAGUGAAGCUCAUUCUAUCUGCUUUAGAAAUAAAAUGAAGACAUACAAUCAUA
Molecule: messenger RNA, 1967 nt
Organism: Pantherophis guttatus
Lineage: Eukaryota; Metazoa; Chordata; Lepidosauria; Squamata; Colubridae
Source: RefSeq, a predicted model, not a curated record